Molecule: messenger RNA, 985 nt
Organism: Aspergillus neoniger CBS 115656
Lineage: Eukaryota; Fungi; Ascomycota; Eurotiomycetes; Eurotiales; Aspergillaceae
Product: amidohydrolase family protein
Exons: 5
Coding region: 28-876 (282 amino acids)
Biological process (GO): secondary metabolic process
Cellular component (GO): cytosol; cytoplasm
Molecular function (GO): carboxy-lyase activity; hydrolase activity
Source: RefSeq, a predicted model, not a curated record
AAGCAGUGAACAGAAUUGCAACUCACAAUGAGCCUCAUCGAUACUCAUCACCACUUCGUCCCCGAAUUUUAUGCUCAAGCUGUCGAGGAUGCUGGAGGUGACCCUUCUGGCUGGCCGACACCUUCUUGGUCAGCCGAGGGCGACAUUGCGUUCACAGACAAGAUUGGUGUGACCAAGGCUAUCUUGUCGCUGACUGCGCCUGGAGCAGUCAUCGCCCCAACGACCGAGAAGAGAAGAGCACUGGCCCGCAAGGCGAACGACGAUGGGGCUUUUUCGCAUCUGCCUUGCCUUCUCGAUACCGAAGGCGCUCUGGUGGAAAUCAAAUACGCCCUAGAUGUGUUGAAGGCUGAAGGUGAGCUGAAUUUCAGAAAGGCCGUGGUCUUCAUUCACCCUACUCAUCCCGCUGAUACGACUCGAGUCAACCCUCUCCUACCGCAGCCAGCCAUUGAUUAUCCCCAUGAGACCACGAGAACUGCUGUCGACAUGAUUAUCACCAACACAAAGAGAAGUUAUCCAGACUGCAAAGUAAUUCUUUCCCACGCCGGAGGAACGCUGCCCUUCUUGAUUACGCGCAUUUGCGCCGUGUCGAAGGAAGCCGCUGCAACCGCCCGCAUUUAUGGGAAAUCCUCCGAAGAGAUCAUGGAAGACUUUCGGUCAUUCUACUUUGACUUGGCCCUCUCCAGUUCCGAGGCCGUUCUCAAGCUAGUUCUCGAAGUUAUUCCGCAUGAUCAUAUUACUUAUGGCUCUGAUUUUCCUUAUGCGUCCCCCGACAAAUCACUUGGAUUCAAGCAAAUUCUAGAUGGCUUCCCGCUUGACCCAGAGCUACGCGAUAAGAUCUACUUUGGAAAUGCGAACAACCUUUUCAACAAGCCAUAGCAAUAUGGCUCUUGAGUGAAAAAGUAGUACCCUAGCUUUGUAAAACUUUUCGCUCCUCUUGUGAUGGGAGAUGAUAUCGAAAUUUAAAUCAAGAAUGACCAAAUGUGCC